Messenger RNA from Hyalella azteca, 8752 nucleotides. RefSeq lists its product as uncharacterized. Gene Ontology annotation, biological process: regulation of DNA-templated DNA replication initiation; mitotic DNA replication checkpoint signaling; DNA replication. Bases 56 to 7942 code for a protein of 2628 amino acids. NCBI's taxonomy places the organism in Eukaryota, Metazoa, Arthropoda, Malacostraca, Amphipoda, Hyalellidae. Gene Ontology annotation, cellular component: nucleus. Gene Ontology annotation, molecular function: chromatin binding. The record is from RefSeq and is a predicted model, not a curated record. The transcript has 15 exons.
UUCGUACAGUACUGUGUGGGAAGUGCCGGAAACAUGAAAAUUAGGGGAGUUCAUCAUGUUUUCUUCUGCUCAAGUAGUAUUUAUAUUUGAUUUAAAUUGCUUAGAUGCAUCUUCAACAUCUGAAAAUGAUUCGAAUUUACAAAAAGCCGCUAUUAAAUUAAGUUGUUUGCGGCUAUUGACUGAAUUUGGCGCGCAAACUCAAAAUGGAUCCGAUGUUCGGUGGGCUUCAAAAUUUUAUGAUUCGUUAAUAUUCAAGCCUGGAAAAACCAACAAUUCAUUUGUUGAUUUCAACCGACUCAGUUAUGAUACGUUUGAUUCCGAAGUCUCCCAGAAACUAAAUUUUUCAACUAGCCACCGAAAUGAUAGCCACGAAGUUGAAGCCAGAAGAACGUCUCAACGAAAUGCUAGUCAGAACAGCUCUUCUAGAGCAAUUCAAAGGCACAGCGCUUGUUUUAUUCUCAACAAGGCUAUACAAGAAGCCUUGAAAGAUUAUAACUGGGAUUUGCCAGAUGUAAGCUCUCCAGUAAUAACCAAAAAAUCACACUUUGCAGAAAAUGGCUUGAAAGCUGGAAAAUUAGAUAAUUUUAAUGCCAUUGUGGUUUUUACUAAAAUUCCCCAAGAUGCUGGUGCUGUGCAGGAAUUUGUUGGUGGAGAAAAUAUUGCUACCCCUGAAGAUUUUCCAAGAAAAUUUUUUGAAAAAGCCACUCAGCAAGCACUUGAAGAAGUUAAAGGCUUCAGGCUGUUUUUCAUUGACACAUCUCCUACUCAAAUAAUGUUUAAAGAUUUGCCUGUAUUGACUGCUCUUAAUGAGUAUUUAGGUAAAUUCAAUGGAUCGCUCCACUGUAUCAGUUCUAUUGUGGAUUGUUCUGAUCUACUGUCAAACUCUUCAAGACAAAAAGUUUUCCAAUCUCAGAAGCUGCUUCUACAUGGCUUGGAAAAGUCUUGGUUUUUCAAGGGGAAGAAUCUUCGUUUAGGACGUCCUAGAAAACCUCAACCUGGACCUCUUCUUGUUUGGAAGAAUGAUUCAAAAAUUGCAGCAAGAAUCAAGCUUGAGAUUCUUACUCUACAAGGAAGGAUAAAUCAUGAAUGGCAAGAAUUGAAUGUUGUUGGCUAUGCUAAGAGAAGCAGUGCAGCCGUGAAAGCAAUGUCAUCAAUCAACAGCCAAAUCAUGCUUUGUCGGAGGCACCAAGCAACGGACACAUCAAAAGACUCAAUUAAUUUUGAUGAUCUACUAACUACUUUGCAUCUGCAGAGCUUAAUACUGGUCCUACAACUGACAUGUGGUGGAAUUGGACUUCUUUCUCCAUUUAUUGGCAGUGUAGGCUGCUUGACUGUGCUGUCUUCCUCUGGUCUAGCCCAGCCUCCACUGUCUCAGCACCUCAUUGAAGAUUCCUUGGUAGCUAUUGCUACUGAACCACUACUGGCUUUCACUAAGGCUGCUAUCAAGAAAGCUCUUAAUUGUGGCAAAGGAGUGAACGUCAAGGCUGCUUCCAGCACUAAUUCAUCUAUUCCUGGCUGCUCUGCUAACUUCAGGCAGUCAAUGCUAGAACCCUGGUACUGCCCAGCUGCUUUGCCCAAACCGGAUCCUGGUCUUACUUGCAGGAAUGUGUUGUCUCGUAUGCAGCUGGCCCUAUUAAACCGCGCUCAGCGACGAUGUUGUCCUCAGCUCUCCCACCAUAUAAGUGAUCCUGAAGUGCCUACAUCUGUGCCUGUAAUAAGCAAGGGAUCUGGGGCAACAGUGCUGAACCCCAAGCAUGCACCCUUGAGUCAAGGAACUGCAGGAGCCUUCAGUAAGCCUGUCAAGACUGUGUCUCGUGCUCUUCAACUCGUCAAUAAGAGUAAAAUCGUAACAGCUCAACAGAAAGUCAAGGAGCAACGUGAUGAGGAGGAAGAGCAGGAAGUUGCUCAGAAGCGACGAGCUCUCCAAUCCAGCUUACGUUCCCAGAAAUCACAGGCCAUCAUGAGCAGCGCCCUCAGCAACAUUCAGGACACUACGGACGCUGUCACUGUGACCCAGAGUCUCAUUAACCUACGGGAGUCGGUGACUGGCAAGUCUGGUGUUGAAAACGACACCACUGAAAACUCUGACAUCUUCGGCAUUGCUCAGACGAUCAUCAAUCUUGCUCUCAUGCACGUGCGGUCUGCGUCUGAGACGUCAGGCGCAGGAGCCACUGAUGGCACUGGCACUACCUCGGCUCCAUCUGGGACACCUCCCAUUCAGCUUGGUCUACGUGAGGUGCUUGCUGGAGUGAUGCUGACAAGCCGAGAUAUUGCAGCGCUGCCAAGAGAUUACCAGCUACAGCAAUACGAACUGCACACUCUUUUGCACCUCGAAACAAUGUGGUUAAUGGGAUAUUCUUCUGGAAGCGAGUCAUCUACAGAGACGGUUGGUCAGGAACAAGAUCGUCGCGGCGCCGAGAGGGAGGCUCACAUUGAGGAGAUCUUGCGACUCCUCAGAGGCAUCACCCUUAACUUCAACCCCAACACAACCACGUUCUUUCUCAACCAAACCAUCCUGGUCAAUUAUGAAGAUACUCUGCCGGAUGUGCUCAUGGAAAUUUUUGAGGAGCUUGGUCAGCCCGUGCCACCCAGUCUAGCAGGGCCGCUCUCAGUCAACACCACCGCCGACACGCCGCCCCUGCAGCAGCUCCAAAGCUCCCAGUCCUCCGUCAUGUCCGCGGGCAGCAUGGUUGGCAGCGGCGGUGGCGGUGCUGUGCUGCGGCGCCGUAGGAGCAAAAUAGCGGUGCUGGGGGGCGGGGAGGGGCGCCAGGUCUUCGUGCCUGGCUCCAGGAUGGCGAGGCUCACGCGCGCAUCCAGUGACAACGUGCAAGGCACGAACACAAAAACUAAAGGCAAGAACAACGUUCGUCGCAGUCUCUUUGAAGGCCGCAGCAAUGGUUUGAAGAGAAGCCAAAGCUCCUUAGUGACUCCACAGCCACAGAAGCGUCGUCGUAGUGUGCAGAAUUCUGACGACUCCUCGCAAGGCCCUGCAAAAGUUAGAAAAUUCUCUAUCUUACCCAGGGAAGAGCAACGCACUAGAAGGCGAAAAAGUAGCUAUAACCGACAGGAAGACGAGCGUCAGGGACCCAAGUCGGGAAGCGAGCUCUUCACGCCGAACAAGAGCGAUCUCCUUGCAUCACCCAUAACACCUGGUCGUCGUCUCAGACCAUCAGCCAGUGCAGGUGGAGUUUUGGCGCCAUGCACGCCGUCUCAUCUCAUUGGUCGCUCCUUGUCGGCAAUGCGGCGUAGUGAUGGAGGGCCGGUCGUUGCUGAGAGUCCCGAGCUUAAAGGUGAAAGUGUUCUUUCAAGCCAGCGACCGAUGACAGGCCGAACGUCUUUCUAUUCUGGAGCGCAGUCUCGGAAUUGUGCGCGAGCUCGCACCACUCUCCUCGCGCAGCGACUGCAGAGCAACUGUUCCGAAAAAGUCCUCAGCACAUCUUUGAAUUGCGACUCUUCUCAGCAGCCUCACGCAAAUGCAAAUGUUACUGCGUCAAGUUUUCUAUUCUCCAAAAUUUUUACUUCUGCUUCUCUUGCCACGGAUGCGACUAAGAAUGUUGAAACAAAACUUGAUAGGCGUAGAAGUCUGCGUCGUGCUCUUAAUUUCGAUCAAUUUGAAAAUAAUGUACAGUUGAAAUCUGUAACAUUGGGACUCAGUCCUGCCAAUAGAAGAGUCACUCGAAGCUUCAAUGACGAACACACGUCUCCUUUAAAAAAAGUUUCAAGAACUCUCUCACUUGACUCGCCACUCAAGAAAGUUACCAGAGCCUCUUCUUCGGGUACUCCUAUUAAAUCUGUACGCUACAGCUCUCAAAAAAACCAACAUUUUCAUGCCAAGUCACCGUGCACGCCAAAACGCCGAUCAAGCGACAACGACCGUCUUAUUUCAUUGGAAUCUUUUUCAGAAAUAUUGACGCCUAGUAAACGGGUUCAGUUUAGUCUGUUGAACACACCCAGCAAAGCUAAUACAAAUGCCAGUUGUGCCACAACCCCUAAAAGCAUAUUGAAAACACCGACACGUGCACCGCAAAAUCCGAGCUGUUCACGCACUCCUCGCACUUGCGUGACUCCCUCACGGCGGCCUCUGCUCGUUUUCCGCACUCCCCGUAAUCACGCGGUUUUCAGUCCCGAUAUUUUUUCAUGCGGUAAAAGCGGUGCCUCAUUCCUCAGCCCCGUCAAAACCCCUGCCAAAUCACCGGCUUUUCCCUCUUCAAAAUCCCCUGCCAGAUAUACGCGUGACUCCGGUGAAAAUUUUACUUCGUCCCGCAUUCGUGAUAAAAAAAUCACACCAUUUGUCAUAAUGAGCCCUUCGAAAGGGAACUCAAGGGUGGACCCAAUUCACGCGAUAGUCCCAAGCCCUGACAAACGGCAAUUUUCUCUUCUGCAUAGGGAUUCUACUGAUGGCUCGAUCGCAUCACCCGACAUGCAAGAGAACAACGCAACUGUAUACCAUGGCUUGGAUUUAUGUGAUUCCUCCAAGGAAUCUUCUUCCGACAAAUUAGAAUCUGAUAUAACUCCAAAGUCUGAAUCACUUGGUACGCACACCGGUUCUCGCCUUUCCAAAGAUUCUAAUGAUUGUCUGCCGUCCAAUAUUUCUGGACUUAUGAGUGAAAUUCCACCGUCUCCUGAUAAACAUCAAACUACUACACUCAAGAAAAGGACUGUGUGCAAAUCAGCAGAUGCCGGAGUUUCAGGCGCUAAUGUUAAUGGAACGGAAAUAGAUCCUUCUUCUGCUUCUAGGUUUAUUCUACGCAAUUCGAAGUCGCCAGUUACAUUAGAUGAAUUUUUUACUAUUUUGGAUCGAAUGACUGAAGAAAGCAUCGGCCCUGAAGAAGUACCGACUUUAUCUGCCAACGAUAUGUUGUUCACGAGAAGCUUACUUGAUGGUCAAAUGUGUGCUAAUGCUGAGUCAAUUCUUAACGACAAUCUGAAGCUGGAAAGUAACGCAUAUGUUGAGCGCCUGCCUUCUGUAUCGUCGCAGACAAACGAUAUUACGUUUCUUGAGAAUGAUAGUUUGUACGCAAAGGAUCUCUCCGUUACAAAAACGUGCAAUAUUCAGCCUUUGCUCGAUAUAUCUGCUAUGAUCGAGACCGAUGAACAGGUUAUCCAAACCAAUGAUUAUUGGUUGAAUCAGGAACACAAUCACGAGACAAGCUACAGCAGUCCAGAAAUUGAAAUUUCUCCGACGAUCAAAAACUCGGUCGAAAAAUGUCUGUCUGCUCUGACGUUAGGUCGGCACUACAAUGAGACCCUCCCUCCUGUAAGCCUUUCUUCGACGUCACUUUCAUCGAUGGUUGCAUCCUCUACUCCUCUUAGUUCUGAAGGCAGGCAUUCCCCAUCUUUGGAAACGCUUCAUCAUACGAAUCCCGUGGAAACUUCCCUCGUUCCGAACCUUUUGAAUAAAUCAUCAAAGUCUCCUGAGGUGACGCCAAUCAAAUGUAUGGACCCUGAAGACGAGUUCACGCGUGAUGGAGUCGAUCGCAAUGAUGCUGCCUUAUCACCACAGCGUCUUACUUCGUUAACUGCAGAAUAUACUAUCAAGACGAUAAGUAAUGAAACUCUUGGUGGUGACAGGCAAUCUCCAUCUAUGGAUAUGCCUCAUCAUACAAAGCCCAUGGAAACUUCCCUCGUUCCGAACAUCUUAAUUGAAUCGAAGUCUACUGAGAUGGCGUCAGUUAGUUCUUUGGAUACCAAGGACAAAAUAACGUCUGACGAAGUUAAUCCCAAUGAUGCUGUUUUGUCACCAAAGCGCCGUACUUCGUUAACUGGAGAAUCUAGUGUCAAAACGGUGCGUAAUGCAACUGCAAGUGAUAACGAACCAGAUUUAGUAACUGAAAACGGAAAACUUGAUGCACGAUCGCCAUGCAUCAAUAGUGCCGUGGAUUUUUUGGAAAAUAAUAAUGUGGACGAGGUAAAUGUCAUCGAAGCAUGUACAGAACAACCUGCCUCACGCAACAAGAGGCCUGCAACAAGGAAACGUCGACAUGGCACAGAUCAUAAAUCCACCAAUGGUACAAAUGUCAAAAAUUCUUUAAGAAAUACAAGUUCAGACGGAGCAUCUGCAGGAAGAAGAGGGAGAAGAAGGAAGCGUCAGCCAUCAAGUGAUGCAGGAUCAAAUUUCUCGAUAUCAGACAUCAGCCUUGACGAAUCUCGUUCUUCUCAUGGUUUGGACCGCAACAGCUCUUCGUCUAGUUCAAAUUCAACAGCUCCAAUAAUACCUGAAGGACGGAAAACUGAACGACGAAAACGACAAAUCUCAUCACUUUUGACUAACGACAAACCUGAGACUUCUUCUCGACGUAUUUCUCGCUCUCAUUUCAUUGAUUAUUGUGAGGAGUGGAAUGAUUUCUCUGAUGAGGAAAGCUCUAUUGAUGAAGAUCUUCAAUUAAAUAAGUACGGAAAAGUGUCAUCUAUGGCCAAGAGAUAUGUUGAAACUCCUCGGAGAAAAGUUCCAAUGAAAAAUAAAGGAGAAAUAUUAGAAAAAGACACGGAAGAACCUGAAAAAGAAAACCUAUAUGAAAUGCCAGCUGAACGUAGUCAACGACGCACUAGGUGUAAUAAAAAGCUGUUGGACUGGACUGAUAUCGACGAUUUCGAUGAUAUUGAUGAAGAGAGCGUCACAAAUAAAAACGUUUGCUCCUCGGGAAAAAUUGAUUAUUGCAAACGUACGGAAAUCGAUAGUGAUCAAGAAUUGCAGCCCAAUGUCGGAAGUGUGUUUUCAUCUAAUAGCCUGGAGUGCGAUCGUAGUCUGGGCGUAACUCCUUUCCAGAACGUGGCUAAUUUCUCGCUGGGGCGUCGGCCAAUGCGCAAUCGUGCCGUCACUUCAUACGUUGACUUCCCCUCAGACGACAGUGCUUUGGAUGCUGAAAGUAGCUUAGAUGGCAAACAGGACAGUUGUUCGUUAUCGCAGAAACCACCUCAGUUCAAGAUAGAUAAAUUCCUAUCUUCGGUCGAGCGACCUCGGUCUCAGUUUAAAGCUGAUCCUCUCGUAUUAGAUGUAGCCGUUAGCACUCCCAGCGACUGGAAGCAAACCAAACCCGUUCGAACUAGAGAGAAGUUAUUGGAAGAAUCAUUGUCAAAAGCAGUUGAUAACUUUCAAGAACCUUUGGAGAGUAAGAGGUAUCGUGCUGACAAGAAAAAACGAGUCAAGAAGAAAACAGUUAAACUAAAAUUCAAGAAGAGUGGCGAUGAGUAUCAAGUGAGUCGGAGCAACGUUUCGGGUGAAUCAUUGGACACUACAGCAAGCGAUUUUAACUCAAGCGUGUUGAGCAAUCCCCAUACACGCAGCGAGGGAAAAUCAAGUGAGAAGAAAAAGAGGAAGAAACUCAACAACGACUCAUUUUUGACUUCACUUCGUUUCACGCGUCACAUGUCCAAAGAUUUAAGUAUAACUCCUGAAGUUUUCCAAAAAAUUGUUGGUGCUUCUCCGAACUCUAAGGCCGUGCGGCAGUCGCCCAUGGCACAAGCCAAGCGUCCAGUGCCAAUUAUACCAAGUGUAACGUCCAACUCUGUUAAAAAACCUCCGGCGAUCUUGUGUUCAUCUUCUAAGAAAAUUGAAAACAUGUGGCGGGUUGAGAGCGUCCAAGGAUCUCCUACCUUGAAGACGUUCAUACGCGUUGGUGGCACUGACACGCCUCAACAAAGCCCCAAGUCACAUCUGCACCCAAACCUUGCAUCGCCCAGUGUUUCAUCCAUGCUGCACCUGGCCACUUCUCCUCUAAUCAACGAAAACAAAAUUUCUAGUCGCAAUAUUUCUCUACCAAGUAAUUCAAAAUUGGAAAAACCCGACAGCAGUGAUGACGACUUUGAUUUCACAGAUUUGAAGAAACGGCGCAGAAGGAGAAGCAGCAGUUUUGAUGCGGAAAAUGUUCCUGCAGCCAAAAAACUUCGCAGUCGAUCUCCUGUUCGCGUCCAACGACGGGCGAGUAAGAGGCUUUAUCACUGAAUUUGGCCUCUGGCUUCUGCAGGAAAUCUCUGUGUUCAAUUGCUCGACUCAUUUUUCUUUAGCCAAAACGAGAGUGAAAUUUGUUUAAAAAAAUGAACAAGUGAGCAAUAAUUGAAGGUUUAUCCAUACGAAAAGAAUCUUGGUUUCGUUGAUUUGUGUAUGGUUUAAAGUUGAUUACCCUUGCAUUUAUCUGUUUAGCUGCUCGUCGCUGGUUAUCCUUCGACGGCCACGCUGCUUUCCGUAACUGGUCUCAUUUCCUGUAGAUUUAAGCUUUGAAAAUAAUAAUAAUAAUGGCAUUUUUGUUGCAUAAACGCCGUUUAUGUUUUUCGUUUGUUCAAUUAUUUUUACAUCGUUUUGUUCAUUUUGUACAGCCAUAUUUGCAUUGGCAAAUAAUGAUCAAUUAAUGCGUUUCUUUUCUUGUAUAAAACGGUGCUUGAAAUAAUUAAACCUGCACGCGAUGUAAUUUUAUUAACAGGCUCUUUGUUGCACAUCUCCCUUUGUGUAUUAAAUGUAAUUGACAGGAAUUCUUGACAAUUCCUAUCAAUGUUUCUGGCAAUUACGCGUCUUUUUUUUCGUUGAAUGCAUUUGUUGGUACGGUGUUCUUAUUCGGCAUUGUAUCAGCGUUUUUUUAUGUACCAAACAUAACCUUGUCAAGCCACUAAGUUAUUCUCGCGACUAUGAUUGAUCCUAAAUCUUUGGUUUCUUAAGCAUUAAUCGUUUGGGAUUCAUUUCGUUCAAUGUUAUACAUUCUGAUUUUUCGACGUGAGCCAAGUUAUUCAAUGGAGUGUAAAUAUAUGUUUUAUAAUAUUA